AUGAGGGAGGAAGCAGGAGGGCGGAUGAGAAAAGUGGAAGCCAUGUUUGGAACCGGCGUUGCCUUGAAGUUCGUCCGUUGUGCCGGUGUUUCUCGCUGUCUUGGUCUUCGGUCAUUUGCCGUCGUGUCAUCACCCUGCUACGGUUCGUCGGGAUCUACCCAAGCCAAUACCCGUGUCAACGAAACUUCAACUGGUCAAUCCAAGAUGAGCAAGGGCAACCCCAAAUGCUAUUUCGAUAUCACCGCCGACGGUCAGCCUGUGGGCCGCAUCAUCAUGGAGAUUAGGGCAGACGUGGUGCCAAAGACAGCAGAGAACUUUCGAGCCCUUUGCACUGGAGAGAAGGGCUUUGGCUACAAGGGGUCCACCUUCCAUCGAGUCAUCCCAAACUUCAUGUGUCAGGGUGGGGAUUUCACCAACCACAAUGGCACUGGAGGGAAGUCCAUUUAUGGUACCAAGUUUGAAGAUGAAAACUUCACCCUGAAGCAUACAGGCCCUGGGAUCCUCUCCAUGGCAAAUGCUGGUCCCAACACAAAUGGGUCUCAGUUCUUCUUGACCACAGUGAAAACUGCAUGGCUUGAUAACAAGCAUGUUGUAUUUGGUUCUGUUGUGGAGGGCAUGGAUGUUGUCAAGAAGGUUGAAACCUAUGGUUCUCAGAGUGGAAAGACCAGCAAGAAGAUAGUAGUUGCUGAUUGUGGGCAGCUCUGAGGACCUGUCCAAGGGCGCUUGGCAAUAUUCAUGCGUUUUAGAUUGCCUCCUUCUGUCUCUUCCUUCACCUAUUGAUUUUUUUUUUUUUUUUGCCAGCCUCUAAGUUCCCGUUCCUGCUAAGAACACAUUCCUUUGUCAUGUCUCAUUAAUUGGUUUUCUUUCUGGUUUCUUGAAUCAAUAAACUCUAACUUGUGUCAGUG
Messenger RNA from Darwinula stevensoni, 905 nucleotides. The record is from the annotation of a GenBank genome assembly. Lineage: Eukaryota; Metazoa; Arthropoda; Ostracoda; Podocopida; Darwinulidae.